UGUCGCCCCCUCGUUGUUACUGGUGAAAUAAUCGGCUCGAGGCUUUGCGUCACGCACGAAGGUGACGGUUGAAGAGGCAGGGAGUCGCGAGCGCCGCUGACAGCCCACACCGCAGCUCGAGCCGUUACAGCCCCGAGUCACGCGCUCCGGUAUGGCGGCGUCUCAUUAAAAACACAUAGAGACACUGCGCCGUCCUUCAGCGCCACUCCGAGCUCUGGUUUACACCGGAAACCGAGAUUUAUUCCUUCCACUGGAGCCUUUAUGCGCCGCUGCGGCGGGGAGCGCGAGACACUGGCCUGAGAGGAGAGAGAGAGAGAGAGAGAGAGAGAGAGAGACUGUUAUUGAGAUAAAACACACGGACAAUGGCGGACCGUGAUGCUCUGCCGCUUCCUCUGGAGGUGAGGGCGAGAUUAGCGGAGCUGGAGCUGGAGCUGUCGGAAGGUUUUUUCUCCUCUUUUCUCUGCAGGUGAUAUCACACAGAAAGGUUAUGAGAAGAAGAGGGCUAAACUGAUUGGCGCUUAUCUUCCACAGCCUCCAGGGCUGGACGUAUCAAUGGCACAUGAGCGCAGACCCCCCAUGGUUCCCUCUUCUGCCUCCCGUUACCACCGCAGACGCUCCUCAGGCACCCGGGACGAGCGUUACAGGUCAGAUGUUCACACUGAAGCUGUCCAGGCUGCUCUCGCUAAACACAAAGAGAGGAAGGUGGCUGUGCCAAUGCCGUCCAAACGCCGCUCACUGGUGGUACAGACUUCCAUGGAUGCCUACACACCUCCAGGCCUCUCCCCGCUCUCGUCUCUGCCCCCGCUGACAGACACGUCGUCUGGCUCAGAGGAGGAGGGGCUUCAUGGCGAGGGCACGCCCACCUCCAGUCAGGGUAGCGCCAGUAUGGAGCACUGGAUCAGCCGUGCCAUCCACCACGGCUCCACCACCUCGUCCUCAUCCUCAUCCACGCAGAGUGGAGGGAGUGGUGCCGCCGGCUGUCUUGCAGAUGUCCUCGCCCAGACGCACAUGGGUAAACCAGGGCCAAUCGCUCACCUCUCUCUGAAGAGGAAAACAAUGCUCGGUGUAGCUGAGAACGGAAACUCGCUGCGUCGCUCCUGUGAGUUCGGCUCUGAUCUCCUUUGGCCGCCACCCCUUGAGUCGGAUGGUCAGUAUGCCGCGCCCGCCUUCUCACCCCCAACACACACUCAUACCCCAAUGUACCCUGAUCCCCUCCACAACACCUGCCCCCACCUCCACCACAAAACACACUUCACUCAUCUCCAUCCUGGACAUUGUGUGUGUGUGUGUGUGUGUGUGCUCUGACCUGCAGCUCAUUUCAUGUUCCACGUUUGCUGUGUGUUUGUGUAAAACUCUG
Molecule: messenger RNA, 1357 nt
Organism: Hemibagrus wyckioides
Lineage: Eukaryota; Metazoa; Chordata; Actinopteri; Siluriformes; Bagridae
Product: disco-interacting protein 2 homolog C-like
Exons: 6
Coding region: 553-1305 (250 amino acids)
Source: RefSeq, a predicted model, not a curated record